This is a messenger RNA of Peronospora farinosa, 1566 nucleotides long. The record is from the annotation of a GenBank genome assembly. NCBI's taxonomy places the organism in Eukaryota, Oomycota, Peronosporomycetes, Peronosporales, Peronosporaceae.
AUGACUGAGUAUCCAAUCCAUCCACGUGUGUUUAAAGUAUCCAACGAGAUGAAUCCAUUGGAUUUACUCUGUGAGCAACAUAAACGACAAAUUCAACAUCGAAAAGGUCUUCCAGAUUGGGAAACACCACGUGCUCCAGCUGGGAAAGUCAGUAAUCAUCAUGUAACCACACCAGCUUUCUUUGCAUGGGAUCAUGAGAGACCACAGGCGACGUGGCAGACAGAGACACCACAAAAGGUGGCAAGGACAUUGGAGAUGGAGAGUGAGCCGGAGAUGGUGAUGGGUGAGAAGUCUCUUUACACAUAUUCAAGUCAAGAAAGACCUGAGUCCAUUGAAGUAGAAGGACAAGAGGAAGACGCGGCCAUUGACGUGGAUGAUACUAACGACAGAUUGUCGGAAGAGGAUCAGUAUGGGGUGACAGGACGAUGUAUUGCUGUGAGUCCAAUGAGAGAGGACAUCCUUGAUCGAGCUCCUCCUUCUACUACUGGUGAGAAUCCCACUCAUCUGUCAGUUGCAGAAGUGUCACCGUCGCCGUAUCGGCCUCCUCCAAGUUCGAGAUAUAGACAAGGUCGUCGACUUGAAGAGAAUGAUGGAGCCAUCCCAUUGUCUCGGACCCAACUGUACGUUGCAGGAGUAACAACGGAGCAGGCGGAUCGCUACAGAAUGAGCAGGUCGAGUGGCAAGAGACUGCGAUCGCCGGCAAAGCGAACGGCAUUAUGGGGGGAUGAGUCCGACAGCUACAUUCACCAAAGUGGUGCUAGCGCCAACACGACCACACCCAGUUUUUCCCACAAACGCCAGGUUUGUUCUGCUGCCGAACGAACAUUCGGCGGCUCGUCGGUGUUUCGAACGCUCAAUAUGGACACGUGCAACUGGCCCCGAUCCGAGAGGGUGCGUGGCCAGCGUCGACCUGUUUUGACCGGUUCUGACGCAACCAACGUUGCAAACCAGACAGUACGCGAGUAUCUUGGAGAACGUGAAGAAGAGUCAAAGAAGGCCGAACAACCACAACAACAGGUUCCUGCUUGCCAUCACAGAGUGGAUAACGACACUUUCACCUCGGUCCCUCCCGGUGCUGAGGUGUUUGGCGCGCCUACCGCUGCACCUAAAAACUACAGGAGGACCAAGAGGGUAUCAUUUGGUGGAAAUGCCCUUGCCAAUCCUCCGAACGAGGUCGCGGUCUAUCCGCAGCCACGAACUCUACCCGUGCUUGCCGAUAAGACCACGCAGACAGAAGCUUCCCUAUUGCCAACUCGAUUACAGACUAGAUCUGAUAGACUUGACGUCUUUGAUUGCCGCGAAGCUCAGGGAAGAGAUCAUGCAUCACCUUCACGCUUCUCUGCGGGUGAUACUACGAUUGGCGAUUUCGAGCGUCCUAGGAAAAUUCCAAGAGGAUCUACUAAUGCUGUCGAUGCAGCCUUUGCGCAACAGCACAAUUACCGUCGGACAAGUAGUCAUCUGACGAAUCCAAUCAUGACAAACCCUCGAUACCAACAAGAGACGACGGCGUCCAAAGGAAAGUCAACGUACUCUGCUGUCUUCAAUGACAGACUCGCAUGGCGAUAG